AAUUAUUGAUUAAUGUGUAUUUGUCACAAUAAUAAAAUACUAACAAAGAUACGCAUACUAAUAAGCGAGAUUCUGUAUUCUGUAGAUUGUGAUGUAUGUAAAUGGUAUAAUUUUAUUGUAAAUGUGGUAACGAUUACCCUUUAUGUUUUCCUAAAACUUGUUUAAGAUUAACUCUAAUCUAACUAAUUUCUCAUUUACAUAGUGAUCCGUCCGUUUGAAAUAUACAAAGAAAAAUUAUAUUUUGGCUCGAACUUGAGUUCAUUCAACAUCGUAUGAAUUUGACUUCGGCAGAUAUGUUUAGAAAACACAAUUGAACCCAAAAAAUCUCGAUUAUAGUUAAUUCAAGACUGAAAUCAAGAAUUCAAAAUGCAGAAUACAUGUUUGAAAAUUUCUUACGCCUACAAUUUUUGAAGUUUGUGAACCGAGGGUACAAAUAAUAUCAGCUAGCUUUUUUCCAUUCAGUGGCCGACCGAAGUCGGAAACAGUAAAUAUAUUCGUGAUGCUUUCAUCUUAUGUAUUUUCGAUAUUUUAACUAAUAACAUGUUUGAUAUGUGUAUAUUUCGGUACUAAUUCGAACAAGGCGUGAUUCCUCAUCGUGAUUCUUUCAGUUUGCUGCGGCGUACAAAUACAAUACGUGUAUGCAUACGAUGCAUACAUACGACAUAUGUAUUACGUACAUGUAUAUGCAUGGAUGGAUACAUAUAUACUACGCUACCAUGCUAAGUGCCAACCAACGUCGCGUUGCGCCGCGUCGUAUUGGGUAGCGUCGUGGGUAAAAGAAUAUUCUAUUCUUUCAAAAAGAUGAGUGCUACACUUAGUUCAAGAGCUGAACAAUAUUUCUAUAGUAUAAAUCCCUUAGCCCAAAGAAUAGGAGAAGAUAUAACAGCUACCAAGGAAGCUUAUGAGGGUUUAUGGAACACAUUAAGCAUAGCAGAGAAGAAUCAAGCCAUUAAUGAGACCAUAAUUCAACCAGAAGUUGCAUUAAAGUAUACUUUGAAAAAGUCUGAUCUUACUAAAGAGUUACCAGAGUGGUAUCCAAAGCUACGAAUUCAAACUGGAAUGAAAUAUGUGAUUGAUGAAACUGGCUCUACUUUGAGAUGGCGUGAUGAACAUUCAGCUCCAUUCUCGUUUAUGACUCAGUCGCAAAUGAAUCUCAGUAUAACAGAUUCGACUGAAGACACAAAGUCCAAAUUAAUAAGGGCUCAAUUUGGGGAAUCGCCGCAUUUUUCAAGCCCCGUCAAACCGCAGCGAAACAAUUCAAACUCCCUUAACGACCCAUUCAGUUCAUCUCAUGCAGUCAGUCGAUUUCAGUCCGAUUGCUUUGCGAGCAAUAUUUUCGACGACGAACAGUGUAAUACCUUAUUAAACGGCAAUGUUGACAACGAUCAUUCCGAAAGUAUCUUUGCCAAAUUAAUGAACAAAACGACAUUAUUAAAAUUACAAAACAAUUUGGCAGACGAUAUGGAGAGCUUAGUUAGAGAGAGAGAUUCGGAUACUGAUAAAAGUCAAUCAAAUACGCUAGUAGUUAUGUCGCGUACAAAAUCGAGUGACAUUAACGAAUCAACGGCAUUGUUAGAGACGCCAAGCUCUUACAGUAGUUUCCAGUCUUCCCAAUUGAACCAGGAAGAGGAGGAUAGAUCUAUACCGAAAACUGGUUUCGAAUUCUUGGAUAAUUGGUAAAGUUUUUAAGACAGAUUUUUCGCGUAAUUACAUUCAUAUUGGUGCACUAUCAAUUAUUGAUACAAGAUUACGUUACGUAGUAUUUAUACAGUUUUAGUUCCUAAAAUGAAAAUGCCAUACCGGUAUAGAUUUUUUCUUGAAAUAUGUAUACCUCUUUUUUUUCUAUGAUGGUAGUUAUGAUCUCGCAUUAAAUUUUCGUGAAAUAAUUUUGCUAUAAAGAUGGUAUCGAUUGUAAAAGAAGCUAUGCAUAUUAAUAAGUUGUGCUUAACAAAUAUGCAUAGUAUAUGUAUGUAAAUUUUUCAUUGCUAUAGCUCAAACAUAAGUGUUCCGACGUUUUAUAUGUUUCUUUGCAAGCAUUUUACGAUGUAUUAUUACUAUAUAUGAAAUAUUUUAGUAGAAGUGUAUUGAGACAAAUAUAUAAAUAGUAUUUAACUGAAGACUGAAGAGGCUAUUUCACUUUAUUUUUAUGUUCAUAUUCAAUAUGAUUCGUUAAUAGUAUCGUUCGUUAAGUGAACAAUAAUGAAUUUUAUAUAGACUGCUAUCCAACUUCAAUAAUUAAGCAUAUAAUUUUUAUAGAAUAAUAACAAUAAGUGAGAAUAAUGCGUCACUGCUCUCUCUUUUUCUAAGAGACGAAAUAAUGAACAAAAUAAAGCAUGUGUAUGAGUCUACAUAACAUGGUUUGCGUUAGUGUGUGUUUAGAAAGAAUUUUGUAACUUUUAUUAAACGUACAUAUGUAUAUUAUACAGUAUUUUAGAAACAUUUAUUGUAAUGUUCAAAUACAUGAAUUCGUGUAUUGUGCAA
Molecule: messenger RNA, 2481 nt
Organism: Ceratina calcarata
Lineage: Eukaryota; Metazoa; Arthropoda; Insecta; Hymenoptera; Apidae
Exons: 3
Coding region: 802-1680 (292 amino acids)
Source: RefSeq, a predicted model, not a curated record